Phalaenopsis equestris is the source of this 1052-nucleotide messenger RNA. RefSeq names its product ubiquinol oxidase 1b, mitochondrial-like. The record is from RefSeq and is a predicted model, not a curated record. Gene Ontology annotation, cellular component: mitochondrion. NCBI's taxonomy places the organism in Eukaryota, Viridiplantae, Streptophyta, Magnoliopsida, Asparagales, Orchidaceae. Gene Ontology annotation, molecular function: alternative oxidase activity. Gene Ontology annotation, biological process: alternative respiration.
AUGGGCAGUGCAAAGAAGCCAUGGGAUACGUACUCUUCAAAUAUAUCUAUUGAUUUAACAAAGCAUCACGUGCCUGUCACGUGGAUGGACAAACUAGCGCUGUGGACGGUGAAGACACUCCGUUGGCCCACCGAUAUCUUCUUUCAGCGACGUUAUGGAUGCCGGGCAAUGAUGCUGGAGACUGUAGCAGCGGUGCCGGGAAUGGUCGGCGGCUUGCUCCUCCACCUCCACUCGCUCCGCCGCUUCCAGCACAGCUGCGGCCUGUUCACUACCUCCACGAGCAGAGCCCUCCUCGAGGAGGCCGAGAACGAGAGAAUGCACCUCAUGACCUUCAUGGAGGUCUCGCAGCCUCGCUGGUACGAGCGAGCCCUCGUCAUCGCCGUCCAGGGCGUCUUCUUCAAUGCGUACUUCCUCGGCUAUCUCAUCUCCCCCAAGUUCGCCCACCGUGUCGUCGGCUAUCUCGAAGAGGAAGCCAUCCACUCCUACACCGAGUUCCUCAAAGAGAUCGAUGAGGGCAACAUCGAUAACGUCCCAGCCCCGGCCAUCGCUGUCGACUAUUGGCGUCUCCACCCGGGCGCCACCCUCCGUGAUGUCGUCAUGGUCGUCCGCGCUGAUGAGGCCCACCACCGCGACGUCAACCACUAUGCAUCGGAUAUUCAUGUGCAAGGACUCAAGUUGAAGGAGCUGGCGGCGCCGGUGGGCUAUCACUGAUGAUCUUCUGAGUAAUAAUUACUUCACUUUGGGAAGAGAAGCACCAUGGAAUUAAUUUAAUUAAUCUUUUGUUCUGUUCAUAUGAUUGCGAUAUGUUUAGCUAUGCUGUUUUAUGAUUGAAGAACUUUGAAUUAAUUAUACUCUUACAAUGUUAGGCCUUGAGGUAUGGCUCAAUCCUAGUGUUGAAUCAAGUUCAGAUUUUGAGUGGGUUUGGUGUGGUGUCGCAUCACAUUUUGUGGUGUUGGAAUAAAAGAAAAAUUGUAUUGGCCGUCGCAGUUUUUUGAACAAUAGUUUCUUCUGUAAUUGUUUUACGAUUGAUUAUUCAAAUAGCUGUUGUAGCU